AUGUCAAUAUUACAAAGUUACGACAAUUUACCAAAAAUGGGACAGCGAGAAGCAGCUAUAAAGCUACACAUUUCCCAACCGAUACGCAGUGGGAAAGAAGAACAAGUUGAAUCAGCAUUAUCAUUAUGGUUUAUUAAUGUUAGAAAAAAUGAUGCACGCAUUAAUGGUCCAAUAUUGCGUCAAAAAGCUGAAGAACUUGCGAAAAAAAUGGGUAUAGAAAAUUUUAUUGCCUCAGAAGGAUGGUUUCAUCGCUGGAAGAAACGUGAAAAUAUUGUAUACAAACGAACGUACGGAGAACAAAAAGACGCGGAUUUCUCGACAGCAGAAAAUUGGAUAAAAACUGAAUGGCCAAAAAUUAUUUCAGAAUAUACGCCCGACAAUGUUUUUAAUGCUGAUGAAACUGGGUUAUAUUAUCGUGCCUUGCCUGAGCAUACUUAUUUAUUCAAAAACGAAAACGCAAAAGGCUGUAAGAAAUCAAAAGAGCACAUCACUGUCCUAUGUUGCGCGAGUAUGUCAGGUAAAAAACAAAAACUUUUGGUUAUAGGGAAAAAUAAAAAUCCUCGUUGUUUUAAAUCUGUAAAAUGUUUACCAGUUGAUUAUUACGCCAACACAAAUGCUUGGAUGACAUCAGUUAUUUUUAACGAAUGGUUAAUAAAGUGGGAUAAACAAUUGAAUAAUAAAAUCGUUUUACUUAUUGACAACUGUCCUGCACACGUGGUUAAUGUGUCUUUAAAACACAUUAGAAUCACACUUUUGCCAGCAAAUACAACAUCAUUAAUACAACCAUGUGACCAAGGAAUAACAAAAACCUUAAAAUCAUAUUAUCGCAAACAAAUGUGGACAAGAAUAAUAGACAAUAUAGAAAAUACAAAUGAUCAACAAAAAUUGUCCGCUAAUGAAUUAGCAAAACAAACCAACCUCUUAGAUGCAUUACAUCUUAUAACAAUGGCUUGGGACCAAGUGACAGAUAAAACAAUACGAAAUUGUUUUAAACAUGGGGGUUUUGCAGAAAGUAUCGAUGAGGAGGAAGAAGAAGAAUAUGAAGAAACAAAUAAACCUGGAGAAAUUGAAAAUGAAGAAAUUGAGCUCGAGUCACAAACAGACACUGAAAAACCUCCAAGUUCUUCGGAAAUGAGAGAGGCUCUACGAUGUUAUCAAUCGGAUUAUGUUAUCAGUUAUGUCCCGUAUCAAAGUGAUUACAUUAAGCGGCGACCAGUGUAUUAA
This is a messenger RNA of Acyrthosiphon pisum (pea aphid), 1224 nucleotides long. Its product is annotated as tigger transposable element-derived protein 6. Gene Ontology annotation, cellular component: nucleus. The transcript is spliced from 4 exons. Lineage: Eukaryota; Metazoa; Arthropoda; Insecta; Hemiptera; Aphididae. Gene Ontology annotation, molecular function: DNA binding. The coding region runs from base 1 to 1224 and encodes 407 amino acids. The record is from RefSeq and is a predicted model, not a curated record.